GGGGCKGGGGUGCCCGGGCGGGCGGGCCCCAGGGGCGGCACGGGCGCGGCCAGGCUGGCUGCACCCCCGGCCACCCUUCCCCGCGUCUGUGCGAGGACAAGGCCGGCCGUGGUGGGGAUCAGAGAGGGCGGAGAGGCCUGCCCGCGGGCGGGGGCACCUGCAGCAGCCGGAGCCAGCCCGGGGCCCGCGGGCAGCAGCGCCCGGAGCUCCAGGAGGAGAAGGGGCCCGCAGGGAAGGCGGUGAGGGCACUGAGCAGCGCUCACGCACAGCCAGCAUCCCAGAGAACACCGGCACAGCCCGGCCCUGCGCACAGCCCGACUGCCGGACAGCGGGGCUGCGGCACAGCUGUGUGCACCUGUGCACAAAGGUACCAAAGGAAACAAAGCGUAUGAAAGGAAGGARGCGCCGCCAGCACUCAGCAGCCCGGAGACCGCUGGGGACAGGGACCUGCCGCUUCCGCGAUGCUGCGCAGGAGUCAGGACAUGGUUUAAGCCCUGUCCCUGAUAUUUUGGGCCCUUCCUGUGACAUGGCUGCCCUUUGCAAGUUGAUCCUUGGAUAAGAUCCUGGCUGUCAGCAUGAAAGGCAAAGCUGCCCAGUGUGCAUCCCAGCCCYGUCCCUGUGACCGCUACAAACACGCCUGUGCUCUUUGCAGAGGGUUUAUUUAUCUCCACGGAGGGCGGGGCAGCACCACRCUGAGGGACUUCUGGAGAUACAACACAGUGAAAAAUGAAUGGGAAAUGCUGGAUUGCUCCAAAGAUGGUCCAGAAGAAUUGGAAGAACAUUCAAUGGUGGCUUAUAAGGGCAGCUUGUAUAUUUUUGGUGGGAUGGUGGAUUCUGCUUUCACACAAGCAAAAGCUCCUCUCUGGAUAUAUGACAUUGAUUCCGCAAGAUGGACAGAGAGCUGCAACGAACCAGCAGAGACGGAGAGCUCGGCACCAGCUAACAGAAAAGGUCACAGUGCAGUCRUCUAUCAUUCCAGCAUGUACAUCUAUGGAGGAUACUUUGGCAUCAAAGGCAUUUCACAGGAGUUUUGGGCAUUCCAUUUUGAUACCAGGAAGUGGUUGUGUGUCUCCAGCCCAUGUCCCAGCAGCGGCCCCGGAGCUCGGCACGGCCACUCRGCAGUGGUUUAUCACACAGCCAUGUACCUCUUCGGGGGGCUGAUGGGGCUCAGCGAACAGAGGGACUUGUGGAGGUGGGACUUUGGGAGCAGCAGCUGGGCCAACAUCAGGACAAGCCAAGGACCUCCUCCGGUGGUAGGUCAUGCUUCGAUAGUCUGCAAAGACUCCAUGCUGGUUUUUGGUGGAGGGAUUUCAAAUUCCAGCCCUAAUGAUGACCUCUGGAAGUAUCAUUUCCAUACGCAGACAUGGAAGAAGCUUAGUAGUACUACAAAGGGAAACUUCUCUCCUAAAAUGUAUCACUGCAUCUUAGGAAUUGGUGCGGAUUUCCAGACUACCUCAGAUUUCACUAACGYGUCCCCCAGGCACUGGAAGAGCGAGCACAAGGACCAUCCCCAGCUCGUGUCCAUCCUGAGGCACUCAGGCUUUUGCAGCUACUUCUGCCCACGGCCCACAGAGCGGAGCAAYGCCAUCGAAAUGAAAACCUUCAGCCUGCCCCUGGAACCAGCGGAAUUCCCUGCCUUCCAGACCACUUUGGAGGCAGGACUAGACCCAAACAGAGACAGGAGCCAUUUGUCCAAGGACAAGUCUCUCCAUCUGUCRGCCUGUUCAGGAGAGGCUUUUGCUGCUGCUCAGGCUGGGGGUGAAGAGGAGGGAACCGACUGUGGGUGCAAGGCCAUGGCGGGUGAGAUCAGCAACACCAACACACUGCUGCUCAUCGGGGGCAAACCUUUGUCCAGCUUCUCAGAGAUCUCCUUCAGGCAAAUGGAGUUCCACUGCUUGUGA
This is a messenger RNA of Malurus melanocephalus (red-backed fairy wren), 1901 nucleotides long. Its product is annotated as leucine-zipper-like transcriptional regulator 1. The transcript is spliced from 8 exons. Gene Ontology annotation, molecular function: protein binding. Lineage: Eukaryota; Metazoa; Chordata; Aves; Passeriformes; Maluridae. The coding region runs from base 576 to 1901 and encodes 441 amino acids. The record is from RefSeq and is a predicted model, not a curated record. Gene Ontology annotation, cellular component: Golgi apparatus; cytoplasm.